Molecule: messenger RNA, 3717 nt
Organism: Carya illinoinensis
Lineage: Eukaryota; Viridiplantae; Streptophyta; Magnoliopsida; Fagales; Juglandaceae
Product: putative pentatricopeptide repeat-containing protein At1g12700, mitochondrial
Exons: 1
Coding region: 348-1796 (482 amino acids)
Molecular function (GO): protein binding
Source: RefSeq, a predicted model, not a curated record
GUUUGGAUGAACUUCCGGCUGUCACUGCCAUCUGCCCACGCUCUGUCUGAGAUUUCUCAUUUCUGCUUUAGCUUGUCAUUUUCCUGCAUACUAUAUUCUGAUUUCUGAUUUUUGGUUUCUAUGGUGAAUUGGAAGAGAGUUAUAUCAUUGUAUGGUGAAUUAGGGAAAUUAUCUCUGUUGAAGAAGUUCUUGAUUUUGGAACAUAACACAAUAUAUUCUGGUUUCCAAACUCAAAGAUUGUGAAAAUGGGAGGGAGAGCCGGAGACGAUGAAGAUGAGUAAAAGUGCAUCUGCCUCUGCUUAUGUCAUCUGAUCUGCUUGUGCUUUUCGUUCUCCUGGAAAUACUGAAUGGGUACAGCUCCUAAAUCUUUGAACUCUCUUCUUUUCUUCUUCUCGAAUCAUUUGAUUCUUGAUUAUCGUUGUGUAAUGCAUCUUUCAUUCCAUUCUUCAACUACUUACCAUCUUCGUAGUGUAGCUACCAACUCUUUCACCAGAGUUCGAGAAUAUGGGGAAAGCCCCAAACAGUUAUUGAAAUAUGUAAGAGAUCAAUGCAAAACUGGGACCUUCAAGGAUCUUGACGGUGCCUUGAGCUUAUUUGAUCUAAUGGUCCGCAUGCACCCUUUGCCUUCUGUUGUGUAUUUUACUCAAUUGCUGACAUCAAUUGCAAGAGCGAAGCAUCACUCAACUGUGAUCACAUUGGUAAAACAAAUGGACUUGUUAGAAAUUGCUCCCGAUCUUUAUACUCUCAAUAUUUUGGUUAAUUGCUUCUGCCAUCUUAACCGUGUGGAUUUGGGGUUCUCUGUUUUGGCAAAAAUUUUGAAACUUGGUUUUCAACCUAACUGUGUGUCUAUAAACACUCUUGUCAAGGGGCUCUGUCUCCAGGGUAAAAUUGUUGAAGCAGUGAAUCUGGCUGAUGAAAUGGGGGAGAAGGGAUUUAAACCUAAUGAAUUUACCUAUGCAGUCAUAAUUAACGCUCUGUGUAAGGUAGGUGAAACCGAUCUGGCCAUUAACUCACUCAGGAAGAUGGAAGAUGCAAAUUUUGUACUUAAUGCAGCAUCGUAUAAUCCAAUCAUUUGCAGUUUGUGCAAGGACGGAUUGUUGACUGAUGCCUUGAAACUUUUUUCCACAAUGACGAGUAAAGGCAUUCAGCCAAACCUUUUUACUUACAAUCCCUUAAUUCAGGGCCUAUGCAAUUUUGGCCAUUGGAAAGAGGCUGCUAAAUUAGUGACUGAGAUGGAAGAAAGGAAUAUCAUGCCAGAUGUGUAUUCUUUCAAUAUAUUGGUGGAUAUGCUUCUAAAAGAGGGGAAGAUGAUGGAGGCAAAAGAAGCUCUUGAUAUGAUGAUUGAGAAAGGCAUCGAGCCAGAUAUAUUCACGCACAACUCUUUGAUUGAUUGUUAUUGUCAGCAAAACAAAAUGGAUGAGGCAGUCAAAACAUUUAACACGAUGGUUAGGAGGGGUUGUUCUCCUGAUGUUAUUAGCUAUAGCAUAUUAAUAAAUGGAUAUUGUAAAAGUAAGAGAAUUGCUGAGGCAAUAAAUCUCUUUCAUGAAAUGUUAGACAAGAGAAUGAUUCCCAAUGUUGUCACUUACACCACUCUUAUAGAUGGGUUUUGCCGAGUGGGGAGACCUCUGGCUGCGUUAGAGCUACUUCAUGAGAUGCAAGCUUCUGGAGAAAAUCCUAAUCUCCAAACUUAUGCCAUUUUGUUAGAUGGUCUUUUUAAGAACGGAUGUUUUGUGGAGGGAAUGGCAUUGUUCCGAGAGAUUGUAGACAAAAAGUUGGACAUUAAUAUUGUGAUUUAAACCAUCUUGAUUGAUGCUAUGUGUGAUGCGGGAAAACUUGUGACUGCAAAAGAACUCUUUUGUAGUCUUUCUACCAAAGGGUUGCAACCUGAUGCUCUCACUUACACUGUAAUGUUCAGAGGACUAUGCAAAGAGGGUCUAAUAAAUGAAGCCUGCGAGCUGUUUGAGAAAAUGGAUGGGAAGGGUUGCUUGCCUGACAAUGUCUCAUAUAACACAAUUAUCCAAGGAUUACUGCAACGUGAUGAGCAAUCAAGGGCAGUAGAAUAUAUUAAAAUAAUGGUUGACAAGGGUUUCUCUGCAGAUGCAACAACUGCAACCAUGGUGAUUGACUUGUUGUGUGCUAAUAAAGCUGAGAAGGCAAUUAGAGAGUGGUUUGAGAAGCUUUUGUAAAAGGCUUUCUUGGUUUUCAAUGCCAAGAACAUCUAUAUACGUCAACGCUUCACUAGCUGAUCUAUAGGGAAUGUUUAUUUACUUUAAGUGAAUUUUAAAUCUCUCAUUUUUAUGGGCAACAUCGAUCAGUUCUCUGCCUCUAUUAUCUUUCAUUGAAAUGUUUGACCGAUGGAAAGUACUUGCAGCGGAAAUUAGACUCUGGGAUUUUGGUGGUUGUAUCUCCAUUGUUUUCUGAUGUGAAUGUUUUUAAAUUUUCCCUGAUGAUAUUAUGUUUGUGAGUAGUAUGUUGGAAAUAUUGUCUAGUAGAAAUAUUUAUUAUGCUGAAGUGUACUGCAUUAACCUCUAUGAUAAGGUGCAGUAAGUACCAUACUCAUUUUUAAAGCUGGGUGCCCCUGUAUGAUAAACUUGGUUUAACUUUUUGUAUAUUGGACUGUGAACCAAUCAAGACUAGUGUACAUUGAAUAGAUUAUCAACUUAAGGAAGUUGCUAAUAACGGGAUCUGCUUGUUUGUUCAUGGGCUAGAUUGUAAGCAAUUUAGUUGCAGUCAGGCACAAAAGUAGCCGCUUUAUGAUCAUGAAAUCCUCUACUUUACGAACAUCGGAAAUGCUAACUAUUAUAAUUUAUAACAAAAGUAAGAUAUCAUGGACAUUUGCUGGUCUGAUCUUGCGUUGGUGCAAAACAUAGUGCUUACUAGUUAUACCACUGUGUUUACAAUCAGAAUGGACAAUCCAACUGUAAUCAGUCUAUGUUACUAUCUCAAACCUUCUGAUUAGCUUUGGCUUUGGUCAUAACCCAGCAUGAAUUUUUUCGAAUGGUCCGAUCCUCACGAUUUCUGAUUGCUGACCUGUUUACACAUAAUGCUCUUCUUUAGUGUCACCAAUGAUGCUUGAACCUUGAUUUAUCUGAUAAGAAGGCCACAAUACCAUUUGAUUCUGUAUCACAUAGCCAUCAGCAUUUAGAGUAAAGUACAUAGAAGUUAGUUUGGUGCUUCUGAUUGUUCCAUGCCUCCAUCCCUCCCAUUUAGAUAGAACUCCAUAUCUACUGCUUAGUUCUUUGUACUUUUGUGUACAUUUAGGUUGCUAGAUUUUCAAAAUUUCUAACUGAAGAUGCAGAAAUGCUGUUAUUGAGCAACUGAUGUUGUUUCUUCCCAACUCAUGUCUCAAAUGUAUUCUGUAACUAUUUUUGAAUAUACUUUCAGUUUAACUGAAUUUUGACCGCAGGAAGUGUGUAGUCAUCCACCUGUGCUGGGCAAUGCCAGGUGUGCAACAAGAUUAAAUAAUAUAACUCAGUAGAGUUCUUUAUUGAGUAAUGAUUGUAUUCCUUAGCACCAAGCGUAUUUGCUACGAGCCAUUCUUAUUCUUGUACAAGCUGAUAUGUUGGCCUUUUACUUUUUCCCUUAUUCUACCUUGUUGCUUCUGCCCAUUUAUGUUUCUUAUUUUUCAAGGCUUGUUUUAUUUGUAUUGCCAAAAAUGGUGUUUGUAAUUACAAGAUUAAAUUAGAGUAUGGUAUUUUGAAACUUGUGACUGCAAAA